AUGAGGUUUUCAUUGCAGGUCCUCGCGUUAGGACUAGGUGCUGUCACGACCCUUGCGGCCUCCUCCGACAAACCUCCCAAGAUCACACCAGCAUCUCGACAGAAUGAAGCCAAUUACACGGCGCCAUACUUCCCUCUACUUGGCUUUGAGCAAUAUGCGGGCAACCCUAUCAUGAGACCCGAUGCUAGCCAUCCAUGGGAGUCUGCAUACCUCUAUAACCCGAGCGCCAUCGUCAUGGAUGACAUGGUCUUUCUUCUCUAUCGCGCCCAAGACUCGCAAAAGACCUCCAGCAUUGGUCUUGCCUGGUCCAGCGAUGGGUACACCUUCACUCGGUACUCUCAGCCCAUCAUCUCUCCAACAGAGCCAUAUGAGACCCCAGGUGGAUGCGAGGACCCCCGAGUUGUCCGUGUGGAUGGAACGUUCUAUCUGACCUAUACUGCCUACGAUGGCGAAGUUGCUCGGCUAUGUCUUGCAACCUCGACCGAUCUCGUCAACUGGAAGAAGCACGGCCCUAUCCUGCCAGACUUCACUGAGACCGUGUACAACUGGCGCGAUCCCGUUACCUACUUCAGUUCCAACCCGCCCGGCUGGACCAAGAGCGGUGCUAUCAUUGACGAGCGCCAGCCUGAUGGUUACUACUAUAUGCAAUUCGGUGAUACAUACCUCUAUACCGCGAACUCAACCGACUUGAUUAACUGGGAGGUCUCUGGCUCCGGAAAGCCGUUUGCUCCUUUGAUGAAUGUCUGGGAGCAAGCUCUGACUGAGAGUGGACCGCCUCCGAUUAAAACGAGAGACGGUAAGUGGUUGAAGAUCUACAACGGGAUGGCCACUGGCGGUGUGGGUGGAUAUGCCGUUGGCCAGUAUAGCACUGGACAGAUGCUCAUUGAUCCGGCCAAUUCUCCCCUCGGCCCUCCCAUUGCACGCCUUGAGACUCCCAUCUUGCAGCCGACCACGGCUACGGAGAUCACUGGGCAAGUUGAUAAUGUCGUGUUCAGCGAAGGUUUGGUGCAAUUCAAGGGCAAGUGGCUUCUCUACUUUGGAGCAGGGGAUGCGUUCCUGUCUGUGGCUCAAACUCCUGUUCAGCACUAG
Penicillium cataractarum is the source of this 1089-nucleotide messenger RNA. RefSeq names its product glycoside hydrolase family 130 protein. The transcript has 2 exons. The record is from RefSeq and is a predicted model, not a curated record. NCBI's taxonomy places the organism in Eukaryota, Fungi, Ascomycota, Eurotiomycetes, Eurotiales, Aspergillaceae. Bases 1 to 1089 code for a protein of 362 amino acids.